Messenger RNA from Vespula vulgaris, 7005 nucleotides. RefSeq names its product G-protein coupled receptor 52 (gene DopEcR). Gene Ontology annotation, biological process: G protein-coupled receptor signaling pathway. Gene Ontology annotation, molecular function: peptide binding; G protein-coupled receptor activity. The record is from RefSeq and is a predicted model, not a curated record. Lineage: Eukaryota; Metazoa; Arthropoda; Insecta; Hymenoptera; Vespidae. The coding region runs from base 826 to 1767 and encodes 313 amino acids. The transcript has 5 exons. Gene Ontology annotation, cellular component: membrane.
GGUGAGGGAAGAAGAGAAGAAGGGAAGGAACUUGGCUGUUCUUCUCUCCCUCGAUUCUCUGCUAGUAGUAAAGCCCAGGCCGGGUCAGCCGAGAGACUGCGAACAUGCACGGACGUGCGUGCCUCGCGUGCAAAACUCGCAUAGAGAUCGCGUAGCGAGCUACCGUUUUAGUUUCAAGAGGAUUCGAGAUUAUUGGCUGAAAGCUACCUCUCCUUUUCCUCUUCUCUUUCUCUCUUCGUGAUCGAGUUCCAAUCUAAAGAGAGAGGGAGAGAGAAAGAGAGAGAUGUGUUAGAAGAGAAAGACCGAAAGGAAUCCAGUUUUUUGGCUAAAUAAGAAAAAGGAAGAAAGAGAAAGAGAAAGAACAUCGAGAGACCCUGACACGAGGGUAAAAAAAGUGGCGCGAGCACGGAAACUCGGCCGAGAACGGUGGAGCUUCGAGCAACACAACGAGGCUACUAAGCGACGUCGUCGGGAUGAAAUCGCGAAGCGAUGCUACUCUAUCGAUUCUUCAACAAGAUCGUCGAAGAUGUGAACCGUUUGCCGAGGACUGUAUCGCAUGAAGGGCUCCAAGGUUUGAGUCAAGUGGAACGACGGACGUAGAAGAUCGAAAAACGAGAGAAAAAAAGAGAGAGGAAAAGAGAGAGUGAACGAGCAAAAGAGAAAGAGAAAGAGAGAGAGAGAGAGAGAAAGAGGAGAAGAGAAAAGAAGAGAGAAAGAGAGAAAGAGUGAGAGAGAGAGAGGGUUUCGUGAAGAAAGAAGGCCGUAAAGAAGGGUAAAAGGAGUUAGAAGGGCGGGUGGGGGGAUGCAGCUCGAAAGGGUGGCGGCAUGGAGGAGCCCUCGCUGGAGGCUCUCAUGCAGGCAGGCCUCAUCUUCGUGGUCUGUGUCGCCAUCAUCCUCUCGAAUCUCCUCAUCAUCGCCACAUACCUCAAUUUCCGUGGUCCCUCCGAGGUGAUAAAUUACUACUUGCUGUCGCUGGCUUCAGCGGACCUUCUUUGCGGUCUGCUAGUGGUUCCGCUCUCCGUAUAUCCGGCUUUGGUGCGAAGAUGGGUCUACGGAGACAUCGUGUGUCGUCUGGUCGGAUAUCUCGAAGUUACCCUCUGGGCGGUAUCCGUCUAUACCUUCAUGUGGAUUUCCGUCGAUCGUUACCUAGCCAUCAGGAAACCACUCCGAUACGAGACCGUUCAGACGAAAACUCGAUGUCAAUGCUGGAUGGUCUUUACGUGGAUCAGCGUUGCCAUGAUGUGCUGUCCGCCUCUUCUCGGCUUUAACAAGCCGAUCUUUGAUCGCGAGGCUUUCAUCUGCAUGCUCGAUUGGGGCAACAUGGCCGCUUACACUAUCACCCUGUCGAUCCUCGUACUAGGACCAUCGGUAAUCACCAUCGUCUAUACCUAUUUCUACAUCUUCUCGAUGAUGAGACGACUGAAAUCGGGCGUACUGAUUCACGACAAGGAAUAUGCUACUGCGCUUUCCGAAAAUUUGAGUAACCCGAGCCACAUCAUGUCCUUCGUCCUGGUGAUGGCUUUCUGGAUAUCCUGGGCACCCUAUGCAGGAGUCAGAAUAUAUGCUGUCAUUAACGGACCUCCUCAGGUACCGUUUCUACACUUUGCCGUGGUAUGGCUAGGGGUGACAAACGGUUUUUGGAAGGCGAUCGUCCUCGGAACUCUCAGUCCUCAGUUUCGGCUCGCUGCGCGUGUUCUUUGCUUGACGGUGUGCUGUCGACACAGAAUGCUUCCGCCGGAGCUUCUCGGCCUCGACGACGACGACUAAAAAUUGAACGAAACGCCUACGCGAGAACGACGAUUGCUUUCCUACCUUUACGCGCGACGCAUUCCUAAAGCAUCCAGCUUUUCCUAUUUUCAAGCUUCCUCUUUUACUUUUUCUCUGUCUCUCUCUUUUUCUCUCUGUUCUUCUCUUUCUUCCUUUCUCUCUUUUUCUAUCCCUGUCUCUCAUCUUUCUCUCAUCUUUCUCUCAUCUUUCUCUCAUCUUUUUUCCCCCAUUCGCUCCCGUUCCCGUUUUUCCUAGCGUGCGCUCUUUAAACUAGUCAAGGUCGUUGUCAUACCCGGAACGACGACCGUCGAUGCAUUUUCUCUUCUUUUACUCCUCAAAGCGUGAAAAAAGCCACACAUCAGGCUCAGAUUUGUUCAAUCACGGUCUACGUUGUGCACAGAAGCAACGUGGAACUGCAUCCUCGCAAGCCGUUAGGAGAGAGAGCAAGCGAAGCAAGACCGACCUAAUGCGCGUGCAAAAUAUCGAACUACGUCGGCUUCGAUAAAAGGAAAAGAGAGGAAAAAAAGCGAAAGGGGAAGGAGAAAAAAUAAUACUCGAUCCGUUCAGUCGCCGUUCGCGCGGUUGAGCGUGAAGCACGCAGAUACACAGCGAAUUACGUACGUUUCGUUGAACGUAUAACGUAUUAUCCGUGAAACCGUUUCCAGAGCAGCCUUUAUCGAUACGUCCGCUCGGUUCUCAUUUAAACAUGAAUUAUCACGAAUUUUCAGCACGGCUAUAUACGACGAAUCUUGCAAUUAACGAUGAUCAAGAUGUGAUUUGUCGCAUUUAAUAUCCUUUCGGCACUCAAUUUUGCAAAGUUCAUUUUAAACCGUUUUUAAAUUUCCUUUUUUUGAGAUAUAAAAAGUUAAAACUAUACUUCUCAAUAAGAAAAGAAAGUCUAAUAUAAAAAAAUAUAACAAUGAAUUAUCCUAUAUAUUUUAUCUAUGAAAAAUUAUGAAAGAUAUUGGAUGAAUAUAUCGAUUUUCUCAAAAUCGGUUCGACAUUCAACCUGUUAAAUAUUUUAUCGUCGAUCGAUUUAACGAUACACGGUAAAUUCGGAAAAAGAUAUAUAAUUAUAUAUGUAUAUUUUUUUAAACUACAUUCUUUUACGAUCGUAGACAAUCAAAGUGAUUCCUAAGUGUUAUUCGGGCUCAACCGAAAAACGGUCGCGAUCUUGCAGCUCCACGUUUGCGUCAGUACAGUGUUUUAAGAAAGAUCUCUACGCAUUUCUGGAUACAACGAAGAUCAUCCUACUCGCACGCACGAUGUCACGUGCACGCGUUCAUGCUCGACGAUUUGUUAUACGAGAAACUUCAAUAAACGAGCAUAGACUGAACUACGAUCGCACGUAUUUAAAAAAUAUCGUCGACGUCGUUCGAUAAGAUCUUGCUUUUUUCGUAAUGAUAUUUUACCAGAUAGAGUCAAUUUUUCUAAAAAAAAAAUACUAGCCUUUUUAAAACCAAAGUAUAAUUAUAUACGGUAGCUUGUAACAAUAACAAAAAAAGAAAAAGAAGAUACAGUACGGUGUAUAAGAGAGAAGAUCUAAUUAUGGCUGUUUUUGAAUCGGCACACGAACACUGCAUUAACUCAUUUGAUUUUUCUUUUUUUUUUUUUCUUUUCAUUUUACGAUAAGCAUAAACGAGAGAAUAGAGACGAACGAGGUUGAAGGAUAAUAUCGUAAUUUGGUUAAUUUUCACAUUUUUAGUACAUUUUUUUCUCGAUAAUACGUUAUGUCGAUCCCGUAACUCGCUAUUGUCAAAAUAUGUCAAAAGAAAGAAAAAGUAAAAUAGAAAAAAAAAAGAAACGAGCAAAAAAAUGAAAUAAUGAAAAAAUGAGAAUGAAUUAAUUGAAUAAAAGGAUCCUUUUAUGCGUACGGUACCUGAAAGGACGACUACAUUUUUACGUUGUUGUCGUAACUGUGAAGAUAUUUCAAUAUAAUCUCACAUCCUUCGGAAAUUCUAGAGCCGAAUAUUUAGAUUUUAAAGUAAUCAUUUUCUUAACGCGAAACGUACGAACGUGUCAUAAUCAAACGGAAAAAGAAAUACUAAUGAGGAAACAUAAAUUCGUUUAACGAUAUUUAAAAAUUAGUUGUUGCCUAUUCUAAAUUGUAAGAUCAUGCUGAAUAAGUGUUGUAGUCUAUUUAAAUGAAACAAAAAGUUACUAUGGCUGUCGCGCGAGCUACGAAAAAAAGGAUAACGAGAGAUAGAGAUAGAGAUAGAGAUAGAGCGAAAGAGAUAGGGAGAGGAAUAGGGAGAUGGUAAGAGAGAUUUGUAGAGAGGGUGAAACGAUAAAAAUCUAGUCAAUUAAUGGAGAUGCCUCUACAAAUGCGACGUGCAGAUGCGAUCAUUCUCGUUAAAGUGCGCGCCCGUAGAAAGCCCCUAAAAAUAAAAAUUACAAAAAAAAAGAAAAUAACUAGGUAAAAAGAUGUCACAGAAAAAAAAACACGUCGAAUCAAGAGAAUCCGUAGUUACUUUCUUACGUAUUUUUUAACGCGAUUCCUCUCUUAUUAUCGAUGCUCAAUACGAUUAAUUCUCCUUAUUCUUUCUCUCUUCUACGUUCGAACGAUCGGUGAAAUGGUCUGCAUAGUUCGACGAAUAUAGAAAACGUCGAUUGAAUAUAGUUAUUUAUAUGUGUGUGAUAUGUAUAUAUCUUCGCACACAUAAAUACGUUUGCAUAUUAUUCUAAUAGCUUCACAAGUAUUUAUGGAAAAUCUUUUAUUAAGUCCAGUAUUUGUUUAUAAUCAUUAUCAUUAGAUUAAAUCUUAUCUAUUGAGUUAACUCCUUUCUGAGUCUUUUUGAAUUUAGAUACGAUUCUACGUGGUAGACAAUCGAUGCACAUGGUUUGUCGAAAUAAAUUCGACUAUAAAAUUCAUAUUGUUACAUCGAUGUGUAGAACUUACGUUAAGAGAUUUUAAGCCUUGACCGAGUAGAGUUUUUCCAAAUCUACAUAAAAUGUUAUUUAAAAUGUUAGCGUUUACUUAAAUGUUAAAAUCAUUGGUAAACGCAUUGUUUUUAAUGGAAUCUCACGAUCGAUCCUUCUGGUGCUAUUACCAAGAGAUAGCAGAAAUCUGAAAUUUUAGCAGACCUUCUCACGAUCUACAUAGUUGGACUGUCGUUAGUUUUCUUCUCGAUUUAUGGGGUCGUAAAUACGUUAUUGUUCUUCCUAAUAAAAAAAAAAAAAUGAUCCUCGCAUCGAACAUCGCACAUCGCACAGGUAAAAACGAAACCGAUCGACUAAUAUUUCUCUCAGUACGAAUAUAUAACGUCCACUUAUCGCAUUAUGAUUGAAAGGUGAUUGAAAGUAAGUAAAUAAAAGAAAGGAAAUGGAUUGUCAGUCGAUAUCUUUGUAUCGAAGAAUGGUAGACCCCAUAAGUCGUAAGAAGGAUGACAUUUUCGAUUCUCUACAUGUUGCGAAUAAUGUUUAUCUAAUCGCGGCCGUGGCCUCAAGUUUUUGGCUAAUCAACUUGAUCAAGAUUUAGUGUCGCAACGUGAUUGACAAAGCACUUGUAAGAAAUUCCGUAUUUAAAUGGAAAUAACAAAUCUCAUCGAUCGCUUCGUUAAAAAGUCGAGCGAAACGAAAAAACCCUUCGGCCCUCGUUAUUUCUGCCUCGUAAUUGUACUUUCAAUCGAUCGAAAAAAAAAAGGAAGAACUCAAACUUUUAAUUAUCUUCCAAUAAAUUGUCGAUAUAUAUAUAUAUGUACACAUAAAUAAUAUGGCAAAAUGUAAAAAAAGUACAAUUGCGAGAAAGAAAAGACACAACGCUCCUGCUUAAACUAGGCUAGAAAGCUAGAAAUAGGCUUUCGACGGGAGCGCUCAACUAUCGCCGCGCGAAAAACGUUCUUUCAUUUCGAAUUAUCUCACCAGUUUUUCGAAAAUGAAAUUUCGGCACUUUACAAUUUUAAGAAUAUUUUUUCUGCAUUAAAAAGAAAAGAAAAAGAAACGACAAACAUUAACCCUUUAAAAAAAAAGGAAACUUAAGACGCCAAUCGAUGUCUGGUAAUAUAAGAGGUCUUUUUCUUCUGAUCUUUUUUUCCUUUUGCACGGACGAAUUCCUCAAACGUUCUAUCCUAAUCGGUAGAAUGUCAUUUUUUCUAGGAUAACGCGUUCGAUUUUACGCGAACCCCUUCAAGACGAGCAAUCAAAAACGUUAAACCCGUUCGGGACAUAUCAUAAAAUUUUGAUAAAUUUAAAUUAAUAAUUAAAGGGUUAAGGUGCCUAGAACGACUAGAGUACACACACGAGUCGUAGAUAAAUAUGCGAAAUAAGCAACGUUUUCUCGUUAUUAAAGGUAUUUGCAAUGAGUGCAUUUAAAAAUGCAUUUGUGCGAUAACCAAAAAGAAACGGGGAAAUGAGUUUAUGGCAUCACUGUGUAUUACCGAUAUAAAUAUAGAGAAGAAUCAAACAAAAUUCUUUAUUUUAUCGUAGCAAAAAAUCGUUUAGAUGACAUUAUUCGGCUAAAAUUUGACGCCGAAUCGAUAUGAUCUAAUAAAUAAAUAUUUUUUAGAAAUGACAUACAUUGAUAAAAUUAGAAGACACGUGAUAAAAGUGAUAUAAGCACUGUAAAGCUAAAAAACGCUCGACGCAUAACACUUUCUCGCUGCUUACCGACAUGGUUGAACGUCGACGUUUAGUCGGAUUUGAUUGAGCAUAUAAAAUACUUUAUACCCGAUGCCUGUCCACGUGAAACAAGUAGGAUCGCGUAAGAUUGCAUUCUUUUUCAUUUGGAUUCGUUAUUAUAAGCUUUAAUCUUGUACUUUAAUAAUGUCUCGAGUGCAUAUUGAUUCGAGGUAGUCACGUUAUUAGAAAGAAGAUUCUUCGAAUAAAUUUUCCAACAUAAAUGGGCAUAAAAGAGUAUCGUUCUAACGAUAUAUAUCUAUACAAUUGGAUCGCUGUGUGUAAACCUUCGCUUUAAAAAAAGAUAACAAGCCUGAAUCGCCUUCUUUGUCUCUUUUACGAUAACUUUCAAAUAAUUGUUAUUUCCACGUUUUUAUCCAAAAAUCUCGAUGUUCUAGCUCUUACCGAUUAUACUAAUCGUGACUCUCGUACCAUUUUGCACUCGUAAAGUCGCCAAAAAUUGAGCAGUAUUAUUAUCCUCAGCGAUAACGAGAUUCUAAAGAGAUCGCGAAGUCGUGCAAGAGAAAAAUGAGAGAAAAGAGAGAGAGAGCAAAAAUUCAUGCAUGGCUACGCAAGAAAGAAAGAAGUGAGAGAGAGAGAGAGAGAGAGAGAGAGAGAGAGAGA